Molecule: messenger RNA, 189 nt
Organism: Prunus armeniaca (apricot)
Lineage: Eukaryota; Viridiplantae; Streptophyta; Magnoliopsida; Rosales; Rosaceae
Source: the annotation of a GenBank genome assembly
AUGGCGGUGUGGUCGUAUCCACCGACGCCCAAGCAGCUGGCGGUGACGGCGUGCUGUUUCGUGACGGGGGUGGCGCUGUUCGCCGUCGGAGCUCAUCUUUCACUGGCCAACGUGGGCCCACAACAGGACCGGGUCAAGGCUCGCAGGAAUUUCGUCAAGGACCGACUAAGAAAGCUCCUGGAUGAUUAA